CUCUCAGUCACACUCGGCCGUUCUCCAAAGUAGGAUAGCCGCUGCUCUCCUCCUCCGGCGGCGCCGUUCGAUAUAAUAUUAUAUUUCCGCGUUGUCGCCCUCGUCCAUUCAUUCGGCCCUUGUCCUGCCGACCGACCGUCGCGUUUGCCGCACUUCCCAAAGGGCAUCUAAUGACCUGACUCGCUGAUUGGCCCUCUGGUUGAACAUGAGAGAAGUCAAGCCCGUGAACGGCUGGCGGCUCGUCUGCCUGCUCUUCGUCAUCUUCCAUCUGGUGGGCUCCUCUCGAACACACCGAGAGCACAAGGUGCACAACAUCGUGCUCUACCCUGGCAAGCACUCGUGGUGCAAAACCACCCCCAUCAAGCAGGUGGUGGCGUGGCCCGGCUGCGUGGCCAAAGAGAUCGACAACAAUGUGUGCGUGGGCGCGUGCUUCAGCUACACGAUCCCGCAGACCCAGCCCAGUGCACCGGGUGACGUCAUCUCGCCCUACUGCGACUCCUGCCAGGCCAGUGAGGUCACGUGGAUUGAUGUGACUUUGGACUGCGAGACGGAGGACACUGAGUCCAAAACGUUGGAGCAGCCGACAGAACAGCCGUUGGAGCAGCAGAACAGCACACACCAGUACGUGCAGAUGACCAAGAAGGUGCAGAUCAUCGCCAACUGCAGCUGCAGCUCGUGCUACAGUGGCCACCACGGCCACGGCCACCACCAGUCGCAUCUCAGCGCUCAGCACCAAGAACAGGAAGUGCCCGAACUGAUGCACCAACAACCAGACGUGCCAGAGCUGAUGGGUCUCGUGCAGGAGAUGCAGACGAGAAAGUUGUCCGGCAGCUCCGGACACGCAGGGCUUCACCCGCACCUCAGGGCUAAUAACCACACCCUGCAUCGAUUACUGGCUGAGACAAAUCUUUCUGAAGGUGACAUUGCUCAUCACUUUGGUGCACAAAUCGGUGCAGAAGAAGAGGAAGAGGAGGAGACUCCGGAAGAAGAAACGGAGCACACAAGUCCCUCGGCUGAGCCGCCGCCGGACGCGACGUUCAACGCGGCGGCCGAGUCGCUUUCACUGCCCAAGUCAGCGUUCGAGCACUCCGGCGGCCACCACGGCCGGCCGCAUCACGGCCACGGUUUCCACCAUGGCACGACCCACUUAGAGGUGGCGCACGAAAAACUGCACCCCGCACACGAGGGCACUGAGGUCAGCUACCACGAAAACCUGAUCAACCCCGAGCCCAGCCAGGACAGCACCCACGAAGACCAAAGCAAGGGAAAGUUUUGAGAGUAAAGAAAGGAGCUGCUGAAAUGAAGAUUGCAAGCAUUCAAUUACCAAGUUAGCGCAACGAAUAACCCUCCGAGCUUGGCUUCAUUUAAAUAUAAUAACACACAAGGAUAACAUACAUAUAUUUACAUCUCUCUGUACUCUCUAUUCAUUCUAAAGCAGCACAUUAAUAGACUUUAGGACAUAUCAACUAAUAUCCAUACCAAAUAUGUGCAGAAAUUAAUUAUUAAUGUACGCCGAAUGGAGCUCCUUACGAUAUAAAUUUGCAAUUUUCAUGUAAGUACCAAAUAUUCUACUAACGCAAUCAAAAUUACGCCUUACAAAUUAAUUCUUACGCCCUUUGUUAUUAUUUUAUACAUGUAUAACUAUUUUAUACAAUCAGCGGAAAGAAGCAUGAUUAUUAUAAUAAAUUACAUGAUGUAUUUUACGUAGUCUAGCCUUUUCACACAAAUUAUCUGCUUGAUUUCUGUUUAUUGUACUUCUAUAAAUAAUAUUCUUGCUCACAAAGAGAGGCUUGUAAUUGAUUAGGUAGUUAGGCUAGUAGAUUGUAAGAGAAAGCGACGCUGAAAGAUUCUUACUCGAGGCUGUGCAUGAUAUGUUUUUAAUAUGUCUACGUUUUGUGGGAAAAUCCGUAUUGCAGACGAGCGUGUGGUCAAUUGUGCGUUUUCAUGAAUUGUGUCUCUCGUGAUUAUGAAAGGAGAAUCGCACACACUCACCCAUGAUAUGAAAGAAUAAAACCGCAAUUGAAUUUUUUUCAAA
Molecule: messenger RNA, 2035 nt
Organism: Neocloeon triangulifer
Lineage: Eukaryota; Metazoa; Arthropoda; Insecta; Ephemeroptera; Baetidae
Exons: 6
Coding region: 206-1276 (356 amino acids)
Biological process (GO): animal organ morphogenesis
Molecular function (GO): receptor ligand activity; BMP binding
Source: RefSeq, a predicted model, not a curated record